AUGAAGUACCAAUUCGUUGCGAUCGCCGCCAUCGCUGGCUCCGCCAACGCCGCCCUCGAGGCCUACGGCUCUCCUGAGGUCCCCUCCUACGGCGCCGAGACCACCUCCAGCGUCCCCUCCUACGGCGCCGAGACCUCCUCCACCUCCUCCUCCUCCUCCAGCGUCUACACCACCACGGUGGAGUCCACCACCUCCACCAUCCCAUCCUACGGCGGAGAGACCUCCUCCUCCACCUCCACCACCCCGGCCUCCCCAGAGACCACCUCCGUCCCCAGCGCUCCCGGCUACGGUUCGCCAUCUUCCUCUGCCUCCAGCAGCAGCGUCACCACCAUCGAGAGCACCACCGUCGAGAGCACCACCCCGGUCGCCCCUGCCACCACCCCGACCGCCUCUGGCACCACCGUCACCGAGCUCGUCUCCAGCUGGACCACCUACUGCCCUGAGGCCACCACCCUCACCCACGGCGGCAAGACCUACACCGUGUCCACCGCCACGACUCUUGUCCUCACCAGCGUCCCAGGUAAGCCAACAACUAGCGCCUCCUCUGCUUCUACCACCUGGGAGGAGUCCUCGAGCUCUAGCUCCUCGACUCCAAGCACGACCCCCAACUCCCCAGUGUCCACCAGCAGCGUGCCGAGCAAGCCUGACACUCCCGCUUCCUCUGCCUCUGCUUCUACCACCUGCACCACUGGGGAGCUGAGCUCCACCGCUACCAAGCCUGCCACUUCCAGUGGCUCUUUCAUCACUUCUUCCACCAAGUCGGUUCCAGGCUACUCUCCAAGCGAGUCCAGCACCACCACCCCUAACUCCAAGCCUACCACUUCCAACGGCUCUUUCUUGACUUCAUCCACUAAGUCGGUUCCAGCCUACUCUCCCCCAGCCUACGCCAGCGAGUCCAGCACCAGCACCACCCCCAACUCCCCAGUUGCCACCUCCUCCGUCGGUGUGCCACCAGUCUACGCCAGCGAGUCCAGCUCCAGCACUACCCCCAACUCCCCAGUUGCCACCUCGUCCGUCGGUGUGCCCCCAGCCUACGCCAGCGAGUCCAGCUCCAGCACCACCCCCAACUCCCCAGUUGCCACCUCUUCCGUCGGUGUGCCACCAGUCUACGCCAGCGAGUCCAGCACCACCCCCAACUCCCCCGUUGCCACCUCUUCCGUCGGUGUGCCACCGGUCUACGUAAGUACCCCCCGUCCUCCUCGCAGCCCGCGAUCUCCCCUACUCAUGACUGACUCUCAUCAACAGGGCAUCACCACCGCCAUCAAGCCUAGCACCCCCGUCACCCCCUACGGCUACGGCAACACCACCAAGCCCGCCGGCACCGGCUCCGUCACCCCCACCGGCACCUUCCCAGCCACCUACACCGGCGCCGCCUCCAAGCUUGCUGGCGGUGCUCUCGUCGGUGCUGCCGGUGUCUUCGCCGCUCUCUUCUUGUAA
This is a messenger RNA of Lecanosticta acicola, 1437 nucleotides long. NCBI's taxonomy places the organism in Eukaryota, Fungi, Ascomycota, Dothideomycetes, Mycosphaerellales, Mycosphaerellaceae. The record is from the annotation of a GenBank genome assembly.